Molecule: messenger RNA, 2274 nt
Organism: Sciurus carolinensis (gray squirrel)
Lineage: Eukaryota; Metazoa; Chordata; Mammalia; Rodentia; Sciuridae
Gene: Hs3st2
Product: heparan sulfate-glucosamine 3-sulfotransferase 2
Exons: 2
Coding region: 426-1529 (367 amino acids)
Molecular function (GO): [heparan sulfate]-glucosamine 3-sulfotransferase activity
Source: RefSeq, a predicted model, not a curated record
GCGGCCGGCGCCAGCGCCACCGUCCGGUCCGCCCUCCAGCGGGUACAGUCGCGCGGCCGCCGAGCGUUCUGUGCGCCGCGCUCCGAGCAUCAGGAAUGGGGCUUCGGGCGCUGGGCGCGCUCUGAACCCGGCGCACGUAAGAGCCAGGAGCGCCGGGAGCCGCCCCGCUGCCCGGAGCCCCAUCGCCUAGGACCAGGAGAUGUUGGGAAUGCAGCCGCCAGUUCCCCGAGGAGCCGCAGCCCCCGGAAUCCCCGGGCAUGGUGCGCGCCCUGGCCAGCAGCGCCUGGAGAAGACGGCGCCCCCUACACCCGACCCACGCGGCCGGGGCAGAGCCACGCGAGCCCUCUAGGCAACGCAGGGCCACAGCAGCUCCGCCGCAGGUGCCCCCUCGGAAACCAUGACCCCCGGCGCGGGCCCAUGGAGCCAUGGCCUAUAGGGUCCUGGGCCGUGCGGGGCCACCUCAGCCGCGGAGGGCGCGCAGGCUGCUCUUCGCCUUCACCCUCUCGCUCUCCUGCACUUACCUGUGUUACAGCUUCCUGUGCUGCUGCGACGACCUCGGCCGGAGCCGCCUCCUCGGCGCGCCUCGCUGCCUCCGCGGCCCCAGCUCGAGCGGCCAGAAACUUCUCCAGAAGUCCCUCCCCUGUGAUCCCCACGGGCCGACGCCCAGCGAGCCCAGCGCUCCCAGCGCGCCCGCGGCCGCCGUGCCCGCCCCUCGUCUCUCCGGUUCCAACCACUCUGGUUCACCGAAACUGGGUACCAAGCGGCUGCCCCAGGCACUCAUUGUGGGUGUGAAGAAGGGGGGCACUCGGGCGGUGCUGGAGUUUAUCCGCGUGCACCCGGACGUGCGGGCCUUGGGCACCGAGCCCCACUUCUUCGACAGGAACUACGGCCGCGGGCUGGACUGGUACAGGAGCCUGAUGCCUAGGACUCUGGAGACGCAGAUCACGCUGGAGAAGACGCCCAGCUAUUUUGUCACUCAAGAGGCUCCUCGGCGGAUCUUCAACAUGUCCAGGGACACCAAGCUGAUCGUGGUGGUGCGGAACCCGGUGACGCGGGCCAUCUCGGAUUACACCCAGACGCUCUCCAAGAAGCCCGACAUCCCCACCUUCGAGGGCCUGUCCUUCCGCAACCGCAGCCUGGGCCUGGUGGACGUGUCCUGGAACGCCAUCCGCAUCGGCAUGUACGCCCUGCACCUGGAGAGCUGGCUGCGCUACUUCCCGCUGGCUCAGAUCCACUUCGUCAGCGGCGAGCGGCUCAUCACAGACCCGGCGGGCGAGAUGGGGCGGGUCCAGGACUUCCUGGGCAUUAAGAGAUUCAUCACCGACAAGCACUUCUACUUCAACAAGACCAAAGGAUUCCCUUGCUUGAAAAAAACAGAAUCGAACCUCCUGCCUCGAUGCCUGGGCAAAUCAAAAGGGAGAACUCAUGUACAGAUCGAUCCUGAAGUCAUAGACCAGCUCCGGGAAUUUUAUAGACCUUAUAAUAUUAAGUUCUAUGAAACUGUGGGUCAGGACUUCAGGUGGGAGUAAGUCACCCACACCCAAGGGUUUCUCCGCUGGUCUCUUCCACAAAGUUUGAGGAGACUCACCCUCAUCCUCCAACACACGGGCUCCAGCCCAGGUUCCCAUCCUGGGUUCCAGCAUCUUGGAACCAGGUGGCCCAGCUAAGUCCAAGAGAACAAGGGCUUCCUGCCACGAGCUCUCCCCAGUCUGUCCGGGCACAUGCGACUGCUCCUGGCAUGUCCCUUCAGUUCCAGAAUCAUUCUCCCUCCUGCCCGUAAGAGGCCUUGGGGAAUUGCUAUAAGGAAGUGUGGAUCCCCCCAUGACGAUCGAUAAAACAAUGGUGAUGGUUCUGCUGCUAUGAACGCAGCUGUCCGUCCCCAUCCCUGUCCACCCAGGAGUGGGCUUGUGAAUUCCAAGUGGCAUGUAUCUUCCCUCUGAGCUCCAUUUCCCUGAGCAUCCCUGGGUGGUGGGAUGGGACACCAUCCUCAGUCCUCCUCAGAUCUUAGCAACUCAAGGAGAGAGGGUAACGCCAGAAGCAUCCCUCUGGCCACUCCUAGGAGAUGGACCCUUUGGUGAUGAAAUAAGCCAGUGAUUUCAAAAGCCUGUGGUCCCAACUGUUCUGGAAGGAUACUGUCUUUGAAAACCACUCUGUGACUCCCUGCUCCCUGUGGACAAAAGCACAUAAUUUUGCUGUUACGGGUACUUUCCUCACGCGAGCGUUCAUGUUCAGCAUGCGAUGGAAUCAUGCUUGUCCAUGUGAAAUAAAUAUGGC